UGGGUGGAAAAAAGCAGUUGAUGGCUUUACUUAAAUGCAAUGCUGUUAGGUAUGAAAGCUUUUUCAGCCUGAGAAAGCACUUUUUCGAUGGCACCAACUAACACAUAAUUUUAGAACUCUGUAAAUUCAAUUUAGUGGGGACGCUAAUCAGAAAUGUUUAUGUUGUUCUAUUAUUGAUGGUGGAUUUGGUCGAUUUUCAACAUCUUGUUAGUUUAUUGAAUCAUUGAAGUUGAAUAGUACUGGUCAGCAUUUACAAUUCAUGCAUCUAUGGACCCCGUUUGAGGCUAGUUUGAAUGGUAAGCCAGGUGGAGCAGUUGCUGACGUUGAAUGUAGUGUUUUUUAGAAAAGUUAUUGCGUUUUGACUAGGUUGUUUAAUAAAAUGAUCGUGUGAGUGUUUGAAGAUUAUGCAUUUUGAAAAUGUUGUUGAAUAAGGAUUGUGCAUUGUAUUUGGAAUUUUAGGGAUAUGGGUUGACUGAGACUGGAGGAGGGGCAACAAGGACUCUAGGACCUGAAGAGACUAGCCAGCAUGCUUCUGUUGGCCGCCUGUCUGAAAAUAUGGAAGCUAAAAUUGUUGAUCCUGAAACUGGAGAGGCCUUGGGUCCUGGCCAGAGAGGGGAGCUUUGGUUGCGAGGGCCAACUGUCAUGAAAGGUUAUGUAGGAGAUGAGAAGGCAACUGCGGAAACCUUGCAUCCAGAAGGUUGGUUAAAGACUGGGGAUCUUUGUUAUUUUGACUCGGAUGGGUUCCUUUACAUUGUUGAUAGGCUAAAGGAGUUGAUUAAAUACAAGGCAUUUCAGGUGCCCCCUGCCGAGUUGGAAAAGUUACUUCAGUCUAAUCCUGAAAUUGCUGAUGCUGCUGUGAUUCCGUACCCUGAUGAAGAGGCAGGGCAAAUACCUAUGGCCUAUGUGGUGAGGAAACCAGGAAGCAAUAUUACUGAGGCUCAAAUUAUGGAUUCCAUUGCAAAACAGGUUGCACCAUACAAGAAGAUAAGACGAGUGGCCUUCAUCAGUGCCAUUCCAAAAUCUCCCGCAGGAAAGAUCCUAAGGCGGGAGCUGGUCAAUCAUGCUCUCUCUGGUGCUUCGUCUAAAUUAUGAUCCAUUUAUUGAAAACAAUAAUUGCAUGAAGGCCAGAAUGUCUAGCAGGGAAAUACAGGUCAAAAUUCUAGUCAUCUAUCCAAAGCUAGGAUCAAUCAUCAUCAGCUAGUCAUAGAUCCAGGUUUGACCUGAGGAGAUUUCUGGCGGAGGCUGCUGAUCUCUAUGUUGAAUAUCAUGUUGUCCGAACCCACCUCAGGCCCCAUGAGGUUUUCCAUGCUUGUAAAAUAACAGUUCCACCCCCAGGGUAUUUUUUGACAGACACUUUGCUGUUAAUUCAGACGUCUGAUAAUAAUUUUGAUGUUCAUUGUUCAUGAACCUAUGGUAUACUGUUUUUCAUUUGGGGUAAUAAUAUCUUCCAUUCAGACA
Messenger RNA from Populus euphratica (Euphrates poplar), 1458 nucleotides. RefSeq names its product 4-coumarate--CoA ligase-like 9. Gene Ontology annotation, molecular function: CoA-ligase activity. The transcript has 5 exons. NCBI's taxonomy places the organism in Eukaryota, Viridiplantae, Streptophyta, Magnoliopsida, Malpighiales, Salicaceae. The record is from RefSeq and is a predicted model, not a curated record. The coding region runs from base 556 to 1092 and encodes 178 amino acids.